AUGAGCCACUUGUCGGCAAGUGGGGAGGAACUGAAAAGAAAAAGACAAGACGAUGAUGAUGAUGAUUCGGAAAACAAUGAAUCAUCGAUGGAUCAUGAAGAAAUGAAUAAAUGUCUUGGUAAAAUUUGCUGUUCAGUCCACUUUCCAAAGAAUUCACUUCCCAUUGAAGUAAGAUUAGAAAACAAGCACAAGGAAAAUCAACAACAAACCACACCAUACAACCUAUUUUAUAGACAAGUCCUAUCAGCAUCAAAAUUUGUCAAUUUACCUAAUAAUAUGAGUAAUGAGAGAUUUUUGCUUUUAGCAUUCCUUAUCCAACAACAUUCGGCUGUUACUGGUGGAGUUGCAAUAUUUGAUUUAUGGAAGAAGGAAUUUAUUGGAGAAUCGGAAUAUGUGAUGGACAAUGCUAUGUGGGAGAGUUCAGAAAUUAAUUUGAUAGUUUUUGAAAAUAGUCCCUACUUUCUUUGUUAUUCAUUGGAAUGUAUCAAGUUGAUGAAAAUUCAUGAGAAUGGGAAAAUUACAUUCGUGAAAGACUUGGAAAGGUUAAUGGGGCUCGAAUUGAAAGAAAGUGAUCUUUUGGUAUUCCAUACAUCAGUUUUUAAACUGAAAUAUUUAAGCAAAGAAGUGUUGGAGAGUAGAUCAUCAAUUUCAUGCUUUGAAGUUUAUGAGGAAAGUCUCAAAGAAAUGGGUGCAACUCUUACACCAAGCACCCACAGUUCUCAAUUAUUGAAAUAUAAUGCAGAAGAAGGAAGUGGAAGUGUGGUUUCAUAUGGUGGCUCUUCAUAUAGAUCUUACACCUCAUCCAAGAUUAUUAGAUUUGAUUUUAAUACAUAUGGUAGUGGGCAAACAAGAGAUUUUGAAUCCAUAUAUGAUGCAGAAGCUGGUAGAAAUGCGACUGCACUCAUAGCUGGUCGAUAUCUAAUCAGUUUUGGUGGAUAUUACAAAGAUAGAGAAGAUUUGGUGCAAAUAGAAGAAAAUUCCUCGAGGGAAGAACUGGAAAAUAUUAGAAAUCAUCUGGUGGAUACAUUGACCGAACAAAUGAUUGCAAAUCAUGUGCCUCCCCCAGAAUACCAACAUCAAGAAUUAAAUGUUGAAUUAAUUCAUAGGCUUGAUGAAAGUGUGAAAUAUGAAAUUAUCGAAUUUAUUCCAACCUAUUCAAAGUGGAAGAAGAUCGCCAAGAUGGAUAAGAAACUUGAACAACUUGGCAUGAGCAAGAUUAAAAAGAGAAAGAAGGAGGAAAGAAUUGACUCUCCGAUCACCACCAUUCACAAAAUGAGACUAGUUUCUAAACACUUCAAUAGAAGAAUGAUGCUGAAAUUGUUGAAAAUGUCUGAAUUUAUGAUCAAUUCAACAGUUGAUCCUUGUAUCAAAUAUUACUUUACACUUUUUAGAGAACAGAGGAAAUUUGUGGAGAAUGGGUGUAAAUUAGACACAGAUGCAUUACUAUUGUAUCAGGAUAUUGAAAUAUUGAAACCAAAGCCACCAGUCUUCUCAUCAAUUUUUGGAAAUUUUUCAUUUAAAUCAGCUAGUGGAGAGGAAAGCAAUACUGUGAAAAGAAGUAACACAUCAACUUUUUCUUAUUUUAAACCAACAACAAUCAAUUAUGCAGAAAGAAUUGAAGAAAUUUCGCCAGAUUUUAUUGGAAGCAAUACCACAGUUAAAGAGUUGAUGAUUUUCGAUUUGAAACACCACAGUUUCUUGUCAAAUUUGAAAGAACUCAAAAAAUUAAUAUUGGUGAAAAAUCCACACUUCCAAUACAUUAUCUACUUGGUUAAUCAAUAUCAAAAUGGAAGAUUGUAUGAACCGCUAUCAAUAGUUGAUGAUAGUAUGAUUCUUUAUGGAUGGAAUCCAGAAAAUCAACUGCAAGAACUUUCGGCAAUGACCUUCUCCCCUAAUUUGUCAGUGAAAGUUAUUUGGAAGUGUGUAAACUUGUUAGAAAAUUUCAAAGGUUUGGUAUUAUCUCAAAAUCAUAGGAUUGAUGAUAUUAUUCUCAUGUUGAUGAUGACACAACCUCAACAGUUGAUUGAAAAAUUGGCAGAGUUCAUCCAGGAUGGAGAUGUUUCAGUUCCACUCAUUGUAAGGGUCUAUAAUGAAAAUUUGCUGAAUUUUCUAAGCCAAUAUCCAGACGCUGUCAAAAAAUAUUUCAAGAAUAACGAAAGAAAUGACAAUAUUCUCCAUAUUAUUGCAAGCAAAAGAGGAAAUAAUCUUUCCAAAAUUCAUCUAUUUCCAUUGCUUUCAUUACUCAAAGCACUUCCAGAAAUGGCACACGAAGUCAAUAUUGAUGGAAACACUCCAUUGGAUCUACUUUAUGAUGAUUCGAAUGAGCUUCAUAAGACUAUUAUCGAUGAUACUUUUCCCAAUUCCAAGCCAAGAAAUAAUUGCUAG
Naegleria gruberi is the source of this 2385-nucleotide messenger RNA. RefSeq lists its product as uncharacterized. NCBI's taxonomy places the organism in Eukaryota, Heterolobosea, Eutetramitea, Acrasida, Naegleriidae. The record is from RefSeq and is a predicted model, not a curated record. Bases 1 to 2385 code for a protein of 794 amino acids. The transcript has 3 exons.